Choloepus didactylus (southern two-toed sloth) is the source of this 2526-nucleotide messenger RNA. Its product is annotated as KIAA1191 ortholog. Gene Ontology annotation, cellular component: cytoplasm. The record is from RefSeq and is a predicted model, not a curated record. NCBI's taxonomy places the organism in Eukaryota, Metazoa, Chordata, Mammalia, Pilosa, Megalonychidae. The transcript has 9 exons. Bases 455 to 1315 code for a protein of 286 amino acids.
AUAGCGAAGAUGUUCGCCUGCGGCCCAGCAGCCUGUGCUGCCGGGGGGGUGGUGGUACCUAAGACCUUCGGUGUCGCCGCAGGGAGAAGCCCGCCCACAAAAUGGCUUGGUUCCGGACUUCGUCACAGCGUCUAGAGAAAUGUGGGUCCUCGGAGCCUCUUUAAUGCUGGAGCUCGGGCCGCAGGCAGCCCCGUGGUGGUGGAGGAACAGAUUCUCUGGAUGGAGUCUUCCUGGGAAGCUUUGCUAACUUGCGGCAGCUGGACAGUGUUCCUCAUUAAUAUAUGUCUGUCAGCAUAAUCAUCACAUCAUUUCAGCGUGGUGGCAGGGACUCAGCUCUGGAAUUCUAUCUAGAAAAAGCAUCUGGAUCCCGGUCUUACAAUGGCUUCAAGACAACCAGAAGUACCUGGUAAACUUAACUUGUUUUGCUCUUGAGCCUAGUGGGCCUCUAGGCAAGAUGUCCCUGCCCAUCGGGAUGUACCGCCGGGCAUUCAGCUAUGAUGAUGCCCUUGAGGACCCCACGCCCAUGACUCCUCCUCCAUCAGACAUGGGCAGCAUCCCUUGGAAGCCAGUGAUUCCAGAGCGCAAGUAUCAGCAUCUCGCCAAGGUGGAGGAAGGAGAGGCCAGUGUAUCCUCCCCUGCUAUGACCCCAUCACCGGCCACUGGCAGUGUGGACAGGGUCCCAGUGGUGAAGGCUAAAGCUACCCAUGUCAUCAUGAGUUCUCUGGUCACAAAACAGAACCAGGAGAGCAUUCAGCGUUUUGAGCAACAGGCAGGGCUGAGAGAUGCUGGCUACACACCCCACAAGGGCCUUACCACCGAGGACACCAAGUACCUUCGAAUGGCAGAAGCACUCCAUAAACUAAAGCUACAGAGUGGAGAGAUAAUAAAAGAAGAGAAGCAGCCUGCAUCAGCCCAGUCUACUCCAAGCAGCACCCCCCACUCUUCCCCUAAGCAGAAACCCAGAGGCUGGUUCACUUCUGGUUCUUCCACAGCUUUACUUGGCCCAAACCCUAGCAUCAUGGAUUCUGGAAGUGGGGAUAAGGACAGAAACUCAUUAGAAAAAUGGAGCCUCUUUGGACCCAGAUCCCUCCAGAAGUCUGAUUCAGGAGGCUUUGCCACCCAGGCCUACAGAGGAGCUCAGAAGCCCUCUCCAAUGGAACUGAUCCAAGUCCAGGCCACCCGCAUGGCUGAGGACCAAGCAGUCUUCAGACCGCCCAAGAUGGAUGUGCCAGUGAUGGAAGGGAAGAAACCAUUGGCACGGCCCCAUAAUCUCAAACACCGUGACUUGAAUGUGCUCACACCCACUGGGUUCUAGAAUGCUUUGAAUUCCCGAGACUCCGGAUAGAGGGUGUCUUGUCUCUUCCACCGCCCUACCCCCCUUGCACCUUGGCUCUGACAUAGGAAAAGUAUAUUUUAAAAAAAUCUUUUAAACUGAGGCUAGAGACGUAAUUGGCUUUUGAGAAACAUUAGUGCAAAGCUUGUCUUUAUUGUGUGGAAGAAGCCAUUUUGUACUGCUUUGGUUUGAAGUUAGACUAAUCUCAGCACUGAUGUAUUGGGGCCCUCAUUACCUAUUUUUGUAUCAUUUACCCUGAACAAGAACUUUAAUUAUUGCUUACUAGGUAAAUAAGGUCUAUAAUAUUCCAAAACCCAGGCUGCUUCAUUCCUUUUCCACUAGCAACUUGAGCACUGACAAAUCAUGGAGUAGUGGUGUUCACUGACUAGUUUAAACAACCCUGGCCCCCUUGAUGCUGUGCCGUACUGUGCUCUGGCUUUGGUGGUGAGAGGGACCUAAGAUCUGUUAAAAAGCCAGACUCGGCAGGGACCCCUCUUCCUGUUGUGGGAACUGGACUCUCCUGGCUUUUUGGGAGACCUGAUGGACCACUGCGUAUUGCAGCCAGUGUUCUUCCUCUUGGGCCAGUACUGUUGGAGGAUUUUUCUUUGAUGUGUCAUACAGCAAACACUAGGUCUUACAUAUCCUUUCUUGCACUUUAAAGUGAGAUUAAUUUAACCCCAAUUUGGUUGAAAACUUCCUAAAGGAAAAAAUUCAUGUACUAAAUGGAUGUUUAAGCUUUUUUAAAGUCAAGAAGAUGGUAACCACAGUUAGAUUAUAGUCUUGAGGUUUGUUUGAAACUAUUGUCAUCCUAUUUUGAUUUCUUCGUUCAGCCCAGGACCUGAAACCAUUUUUUCUGGGGCAUGGAGGAAAUUAAAAUUUUCUGUACAAAAGCAUUUUCCCCCAAAAUGAGCCUCAUACAUUUAUAUACAUACAUACCUUAUUGAGGAGAGGAAAGAGGGAAACUGCCUUUUUAUUUCUUCCCACUGUUAAAUGUUUAGUCAUUGUCUUGAGCCCUGUCUCAAAUACCUGCUGUUUUAUGUGUUGGAUAUUACUUUGUCUACAUAAGGCGCUGACCUUUCCAUAGAGAGAUCCUGGAGUCUAGGAUGAUCAGAUAAAUUAAUUUAUUUGUGUCUUCUGUUAAGCUUGUUUCUUUUACUGGUUUUGACAAUAAAAGUCCUUACUACUUUCUCAAA